AUGAAACUAUCCAUAGUAUUGACUGCACUGCCCUGGACGGCAGCAGCAGCAGCAGCAACCCUCCGUCCCAAAUCCAACGUCGUCAACCAGACCACCUGCGGUGGCACAACAUACGCAUACACCGGUCUGGAAGGCUACGGAUUCCUCCCUUCCAACGCAACCGACAAGUAUGGCGACACAAUCGGCGGAAUCGGCAGUUCUAUAGCCAUUGAGCCAGAUUCCUGGCGCCGAACCGACAAAAACACAUACUCAGGGAUUGUCUACGCUCUACCUGACCGUGGCUGGAACACAAACGGAACCCUAAACUUCCAACCACGCAUCCACAAGAUCGCCCUAAAACUCACCCUCGCACGCAACGCCUCCGCCCAAACCCCCUCCCCCCCAAACCUACACCUAAAAUACCUCGACACAAUCCUCCUCACCGGCCCCGACGGUCUCCCCACCACCGGCCUUGACGCCGACGUAACCGGAGCCGCAUCCUACCCAGGCUACCCGCCGCUGCCGGCAGCCACCUACGUCGGCGACGGCUUCGGCGGCGAAGGACCCGGCGGGAAGCGUAUCUCCCUGGACCCGGAGGGUCUAGCGAUCGACAACGACGGUGGGUUCUGGGUGUCCGAUGAAUACGGGCCGUAUGUGUACAAAUUCAGCAAAGAGGGGAAGAUGGUUCUGGCGAUUCAGCCGCCGGGAGCGAUCCUACCCCGUCGUAAUGGAACAUUGAGUUUCAGCGCGGCCAGUCCGCCGGUGUAUGACCCCGAGCUGGAGAUUAACCCGGAGGAUCCUCAAACGGGUCGGAAUAAUAACCAGGGGUUGGAGGCGUUGACCAUAUCCCCCGACGGAAAGACAUUGUAUACGAUGAUGCAGUCUGCGCUGAACCAGGAGGGCGGGCCGAAGAAGAAGAAUCGGCGGCCGGCCCGUCUUCUGGAGUAUGAUAUUUCUUCUUCUUCUGGGAAGCCAGUGUACAAGCAUGAGUAUGUUGUGCAGUUGCCGAAGUAUGAGGAUUAUACGAAGAAUGAAUCGGUGGUGGCGUCGCAGUCCGAGAUGCAUAUGCUUCCCACUGGGGACUUUUUGGUUCUCUCGCGGGAUUCUGGGUUCGGGCAUGGACAGGAUGAGACGAGGUCUGUGUAUCGGCAUGCGGAUGUGAUUUCGAUUGGCAAUUCGACGACGGAUUUGAAGGGCAAGUAUGAUGGUGUUGGAGCCAGUGUUGCUUCGUCCAAGGGGGUGUUGAAGGAUGACAUUACGCCGGUCGAGUACUGCUCGUUCCUGGAUUAUAAUGUUGAGUCGGAGCUGGCCAAGUUCGGGCUUCAUAACGGUGGGCCGCAGGAUGCGAGGCUGUUGAAUGAGAAGUGGGAGAGCUUUGCGAUUGUUCCUGUCGAGCCGGAACAGCACAAGCGUGGCUCGUCCAAGACGGAGUAUUUCUUGUUCAGCUUCAGUGAUAAUGACUUUAUGACGCAGGAUGGGCACAUGAACUUUGGGCGUUACAAGUACGCCGAUGAAUCGGGUUACAACAUUGAUAACCAGGUUCUGGUCUUCAAGGUGGAAUUCUAA
This is a messenger RNA of Aspergillus pseudotamarii, 1545 nucleotides long. RefSeq names its product esterase-like/phytase family protein. The transcript has 3 exons. Lineage: Eukaryota; Fungi; Ascomycota; Eurotiomycetes; Eurotiales; Aspergillaceae. The coding region runs from base 1 to 1545 and encodes 514 amino acids. The record is from RefSeq and is a predicted model, not a curated record.